CACAUCUCCACGCCAACGAGCCUGCAGCCGGGGAUGGCAAAACCAUCUUCUCACGGAAUGUCACUCAGAACUAAGUAAAUUGCGUCGGGCUUUCCGAAACCUGUGUUCUUGCCCGUGUUAUCCCUACUUGAGCUUCUUCUCUGCAACGUAGUGCGGUUUUCGUUCUUCGUCAAACCGAUUAAAUGAUGGUGAAGCUAUGGAAUUGGUACACCAACUGUCUCUCUGUUCAUCCCGUCAAGACCCAGGUUAUUAGCUCUGGCGUCCUUUGGGCUGUGGGCGAUAUUACUGCUCAAUACAUCACUCACGCUGCAACAAAGAAGCGUCUUCACCUCUCUGAUGCAGAUGCUAAAUUUAUGAUCGACUGGACGCGUGUAGCUGUCACAAGUGGAUUUGGUCUCGGUUUUGUGGGGCCAGUUGGCCACUUCUGGUAUGAAGGAAUGGACAAGUUUAUAAGGACGAAGCUUCAACUGCAGCCAAAGUCUUUGCGAUUUGUAACUUCUAAAGUGGCAAUGGAUGGCCUCAUAUUUGGCCCCAUCCAUUUAUUUGUCUUCUUUACGUAUAUGGGAUUGUCGGCGGGCAAGACUAUUCCACAGGUGAAGGAAGACUUGAAGAGGAAUUUCGUCCCAGCAUUCCUUCUAGAAGGUGGCGUGUGGCCUAUUGUCCAAGUUGUGAAUUUUCGGUACAUCCCUGUGAAGUACCAGCUUCUCUAUGUAAACCUGUUCUGCUUGCUGGACAGUGCUUUCUUGUCAUGGUUGGAGCAACAGAAGGAUGCACCUUGGAAGCAGCGGUUUAUGUCAUUUGUCCUUUUGAAGGAGAAAGGAGACAAACAUGGUUAAGGAGAAUUAUAUCUCAACAAUAGUAUUUCCCAUUCCUUCAAUCAUUCAGGCACCCUUUAUAACAAAGUCACCUUUUCCCUGCUAGAAAGAGGAUCUGGAACAUUAGCUUUUAUACUUGUAGAACGCUUUUGGAUAUUCUGAUGCAUGGGAGCAAGUCAUCGUUUCGGUUUUA
Messenger RNA from Prosopis cineraria, 1008 nucleotides. RefSeq names its product protein SYM1-like. Gene Ontology annotation, cellular component: membrane; cytoplasm. The coding region runs from base 183 to 836 and encodes 217 amino acids. The transcript has 3 exons. The record is from RefSeq and is a predicted model, not a curated record. NCBI's taxonomy places the organism in Eukaryota, Viridiplantae, Streptophyta, Magnoliopsida, Fabales, Fabaceae.